This is a messenger RNA of Sitophilus oryzae (rice weevil), 2647 nucleotides long. Its product is annotated as protein SMG8. Gene Ontology annotation, biological process: nuclear-transcribed mRNA catabolic process, nonsense-mediated decay. The transcript is spliced from 11 exons. Bases 86 to 2437 code for a protein of 783 amino acids. The record is from RefSeq and is a predicted model, not a curated record. Lineage: Eukaryota; Metazoa; Arthropoda; Insecta; Coleoptera; Curculionidae.
GUUAAACAAUAACCCUAUUUAGACUGAAAAUUUUCCGUGAUUUUCUGUUUAUAUCUUGUUUAUAUUUAUAUGAAUAGUUCUAAUAAUGAAAACUAAAAAUAUUUUUCAUAUACCAAACUUUGAACAACUACUAGAUCCUGGAAUAUCUUCAGAUAAAAUUGUUAUUGUCUCCGUUAUAGGCAAGAGUUCACUAAACACUUCUGGUUUAAAAGUAAAAAGCAUUGGACGGAUUUUUCCAUUUGAAAAUCGUGUAUCGAGUGAAAGUGUUAUAAAAGGUUCGUAUGAUGAAGAAAAUCAAACUUUAUAUCUCCAUUUGUACAGUUUGCUUGAUACGGAUGUAUUCAUGGAAAAAAUAGGUGCUUUUAAUGACAGUAGCAUAAUCGAAGAAGAUUUUCUGGCUACAUAUGACGAUGUUAAAAGUUCAUUCUGUAGAUACUUUUUGUAUUUACUUUACGUUAGUCAUAUUGUAGUUUUGUCCCAUCCAGGCUCAAGUUUUGAUACAAAUUAUGUUCAGUAUUUUAAGGCACUUGAUUUGUUAAGUAAAAAAUAUUUUAAUAAAAUAUGCAGUCAGUUAGGAUUGUUGAAUAUGCUAAAUUCUGACUGGAUUGCAAAUGGUAGAGUUUGUACGCCGAGAAUUAUAUUUUACUUUGAAAGAACACCAAGACCAUUGAACAAUAUUAGUAUAAAGAAAUUAGAACAUAAUUUAGAAGACAGAAUUUAUCACAUAUUGAAGAAAACCAGGCUUAUAUCAACUUCAGGAUCUUCAUUGUUUGCUAUUCCUCCAAACGAUGAAUUUGUUUACGUGUCCGAAGUGAGACCGAAAGACCGACUGAGUGAAGCAGUUAAAGGGCUCAUUCAGGACUGUCAGCCGGGUGGCGCGAUGCAAGUCCAAGCCCCAUUUUCCAGUCAGCCCUAUGUAGAAAAGGAUUUUAUGAGGUUUUUGCAAGUUCACAUUCAACAGGCCAGAACUAAAGGAUUCGACGACUCUGUUAGUUCCAGUCGCCAUCAGCAUCCUCCAUCUUAUUUUGAGCUUCCAGUUUUGGAGCACUGGGUCGAGGCAAGCAAGUCCCUCUACGAACUAGUAGUGCAGAAAGACAAGCCGAUCUCAUUUUUGUGUACCGACACGAGGUUUUCCGAACAGAGAUGCCUGAAAGUGUUGCCCUUGGCUGUUGCUAGGUAUCAAGAAGGAUUGCCUUCUCACUAUGCUAAAGCCGAACACGAAGCUAGAUUAGCCAUGGCAUUAGCCUUAUUCAGAGCCCAAGCAAGAGGUCCGAAAUAUCCACAGUAUCAGUUGAAGUUGGAGGUUGAAUGCCAAGCACAUUGGGAGAACGGUAGGCAACAGUGUGAAGCAGCUUCAAUGACGGGAAAUCCUUGUAAAUUACCGAAGCAUACGCCUGAUCAAGAACACAUGAGUGGAUUUAUGUAUAAAUCUGCCUGCGAUUGCGGAAGAAAAAUCGGUCCGAGAGACGAUCCGUACACGCCAAUGCAAGCCAACUAUAUUUUUUACCAACAGAUAGGCAAGGACUGCCAGUGCUCCAAACUGGAGAGAAUCGAAUUUCCCAUUUUCGAACCGUCGAUUCAAGAGUAUAAAGCGGCAACGCUGCAUAACGGCCAACACGAACCAGAAGACCCCAUGUCGAUGCUUUUAUUUCAGAUGACCAUGUCGGAUAGGAGUAUCCAACAGCUCACGCCCGAGGUUGGGGAAAAGGGAGUUGUUAGGCAACCCAGCACGACUGAAUACUUGCCCGGCAUGUUGACUUUGAAUUCGCCGCCCGGUCUGCUUCCGGUAUUUUCCAGCUGGUCUCUUGUAUGUCUAGGAGCUUCGUCGCUGUACAGCCACAACUUGGGAUUGUCAGAACAAUAUCAUCCGGGCUUUUUGAGUUCCACAAACUAUCUGCUACCGUGGGACGUUACGGUGGGCUCUAAGUCGAAAAAAGCUUGGCCGGCUGUAGGAAAAUAUUCCAAUAGAGGCAGGAGGGGAAGACCUACCAGCAGUAUCAUGCCGCAAACGGUUAAAGUUUUUAUUGGAGUUGAGUACGAGUGUUCUUCUGGCCAUAGGUUUAUGUUGUCAGCUCCGGAUAAAAUGUUGAAAGCCGCACCGGGAAGCAUAGUGAAAGAUACGGGACAUAAAAUAGCCGAAUCUGAUAUGCCUUUGUAUUAUCCUUGUUCCUGCAGGGCGGGAAAAAUAGCACAGUUAAUGCGGCUGCACGUCGUAACUCCGAAAGCUCCAGUUUACUGUACUUUAAAUCCUAGGGUUCAGCCAGCAGCUGGCGCUCCCAUAUUUGUAAGCACAACAGAUGAACCCACCAAACUGACUCAGUCGGCGUAUUGGAUUAUGAGACUGCCCUUUGCCUAUGUAGCCGACAAAGAACAUUUCAAACAGAAUCUUUCUGGCAAACUGUUACAAGGUACAUUCGGUGUUAUUGAAGCUGACUGAUAUUUAUUUUAUUGUUAAGUUAAUUAAGGAACAUAUAAAGUGACCAGAGUUAAGUCAUUCAAUGACGGGCGCAGGCGGGCACCUACUGUAAUAGAACUGAUGCAUGUAAUUCCUAUGUUCAUAUAAUGAACGUCUGGUCACUCUUAUUCUUAUGUGAUUUAUUUAAGUAUGGAAAAAAAUAAGAAUAUAAAUAAAACAAUUUUCUUAAUA